Spinacia oleracea (spinach) is the source of this 1701-nucleotide messenger RNA. RefSeq lists its product as uncharacterized. The coding region runs from base 1 to 1701 and encodes 566 amino acids. NCBI's taxonomy places the organism in Eukaryota, Viridiplantae, Streptophyta, Magnoliopsida, Caryophyllales, Amaranthaceae. The transcript has 2 exons. The record is from RefSeq and is a predicted model, not a curated record.
AUGAGCAUUGCACAUAGUACAUGGCCAGUUAUAUUGAUCAAUUAUAACUUGCCUCCAUGGAUGAUUAUGAAGCCAGAGUUUUUGAUGUUAGCUUUACUUAUCCCUGGCCCUUCUUCCCCCGGUAAUGAUAUUGACAUUUAUUUGCAGCCACUAAUAAAGGAUCUAAAGGAAUUGUGGGAGUUUAGUUUGGAAACUUAUGAUUCUUCAAGCAAUCAAAGGUUUGACAUGCGUACAGCUUUGAUGACCACCGUUAGUGAUUUUCCGGCUUAUGCAAUGUUGUCCGGGUGGAGCACAAAAGGAUAUUUUGCAUGCCCUGAUUGUCACUAUGACACUGAUUCUGAGAGAUUGGAUUUUAGCAAAAAGAAUUGUUAUAGGGCAACUCGUAGAUUUCUUGAUCCAGCUCACCCUUGGCGUUAUAAUAAGAGGAACUUUGACGGAGUGAUUGAGGAAAGAAGCGAGCCUAUUCCUUUGAAAGGAACCGAUGUUGAGUAUAUGUUGCGUGAUUUUCCAAAUGAAUUUGGAAAGAAGCAAAAGAAAACGAGGGGCGAUGAGGAUGAUCCAGUUCCAUGGAGAAAGAUAUCCAUACUUUUUCAGUUGCCAUAUUGGAAGCAUUGUUCCAAUCGCCAUAAUCUCGACGUAAUGCAUAUUGAGAAAAAUGUGUUUGAUAAUGUUCUUGGGACAUUAUUAGACAUACCUGGGAAGACUAGAGAUCAUGAAAGUGCUCGUCGAGAUUUGGUAAAAAUGAAUAUCAUGCCGGAGCUUCAACCAAAGUUGGUAGAUGGUAGAGAAGUAUUCCCAAGAUCUCGCUUCUGGAUGUCAUUGGAACAAAAACGCAAGUUCUGCCGAGUCAUAAAAAAUGCUAAGUUACCACAAGGCUAUGCUUCUAACAUUUCUCGAUGUGUGCAAGUCGAAGAUCGGAAAAUCACAGGCUACAAGAGCCAUGAUGCUCAUUUUAUGAUGAAUUACUUGUUCCCUAUUGCCGUGAAAACAACAUUACCCAAAGACGUUGCUACACCGUUGAUAAGACUUUGUGGUUUCUUCAAAGGCAUAUGGAGUAAAACUAUUGAUCCUCAACAUCUCGACAGACUCCAUUCUGAGAUAGUUGAAGCACUUUGCAUGCUUGAGCGGAUUUUCCCACCUGCCUUUUUUGACAUAAUGGUGCAUUUACCUGUACAUUUGGUGAAGCAAAUUAAGUUGGGCGGACCUGUUAGUUCAAAUUGUAUGUAUGGAAUUGAGAGGUAUCUUCAUGAGUCAAAGUUGGAUGUUCGAAACAAGGGUCCUCCAGAAGGCUCAAUGGCAGAAGGUUACCAAGCUAAAGAAUGUAUUGCCUUCAUUGCUAGACAUUUGAAACGAUCAAACAUAUCCACACAUGAUGUCAAUGAGUGCACUGUCUCACAAUCAUUUUUACCUAAGAUAGGACGUCCUAUCAAAGGAAAGGGAAGGACCUCAAAGAAAAAGCAUUGUGGACACAUGAUUGAUCGAAUGACAUGGGCACAAGCACAUCAUUAUGUCUUAUUCAACUGCGAUUGUGAGGACGUUGAGAGAUACAUAAAUGAACACAAUAUGUGUGUAAGCAGUAAACGAAAGAGGAAAUGGAAUAGUGCACAAGACCAUAACAAGGAUUUUAUUGAUUGGUUUAGGGAAAAAGUUGAGUUGGAAGUUGAAGAAGGUCAAGAAAUUAUCUCGGACCAUCUCAUAUAG